This is a messenger RNA of Opisthorchis viverrini, 2774 nucleotides long. RefSeq lists its product as hypothetical. Gene Ontology annotation, molecular function: protein binding. The record is from RefSeq and is a predicted model, not a curated record. Bases 645 to 2774 code for a protein of 709 amino acids. Lineage: Eukaryota; Metazoa; Platyhelminthes; Trematoda; Opisthorchiida; Opisthorchiidae. The transcript has 8 exons.
GCGAUCUUCUACAUCUUCACAUGCUGCGGUUGACUGGCAGCAUUGUGAAGCUGUCACAAUCAUUUCGAUUCCUUAGUGCCUCCGAAUUUCAAAAUCCGAUUGUUUUUACCAGCAGCUGCAUACAGGUGUGAUAUUUACUCAUGUAUUCAUUCAUUCCUUAAGCGCUUGAAGGCAAUCGAACGCUCAUCUAACUCUAUACUGCGCAUCCUUGUCGAUAACGGUGGUUGUUCCGGCUUUCAGUAUAAAUUUGAGUUGACCGAAGAACCCACUCCAAGUGAUCGGUAUGUUUCUCCACAAUCUGAUCAUUGCCAUAGAGUUAUUGAACAAGACGGUGUGCGGGUGAUCGUGGACGAUGUCUCCUUGGGCCUAAUAGAGGGGUCCACCUUGGACUACGAAGAUGAGCUCAUACGCAGUGGCUUUCGAAUUACGAAAAACCCUCAAGCGGAAAAGGGAUGCUCCUGUGGAGUAUCGUUUGCACUGAAAAUGGACUGAAUACCUAUGCACAGCUGUCGUACAAAACUCUUGAUUUCUAGUUGAUACCGUUGUCUUUCCUAUGAAAUAAAACUCCAGACACUCCCUCCCCAUUGUCUCGACCGGUCGUUUCUUCCCUUUUAUAUAGGCGGUUUCUUAUCGUUUUUUUCAGAAUGGUCAAUUCUCCCGUCUAUCCCACCGACUCCCUGUCUUCACCGAAUUCUCAGGGCCUAUCCAGUGCAUCUGUGACCGAACAUUGUUCGCCGGGUACUUCAUCACAAAAUGCCGUUGAUUCACCUAUUCAAGAUGAAUAUGGACAGACCACAGUCCCGUGCGACAUUUCAGCGUCAACUCUCAUCGACCCUGUUGCUGCUACUUCACAACCCACAAACGAGGAAGAUGUACUACGAGACUCUGUUAAAUACAUUACUCCCUUGGAAGCCUUUAUUUCAAUAAGCGAACAAAAUAUACAAAAAGUUGCCGAGAUUUCCCCGGAACACGUUUUAUGCAACAGCUCGUUUGCGGCUAGUGAAUCAGCGGCCGAUGAUUCCCUCUCUCUCCACCCGGAUUCUAUAUUGAACCCUCUUUCAACAGCGGACGAAGUUGAGGAGGAAAUGUAUGAGGAAAUAUAUGAAAAUGUUCCUCCUCCUCCAGAUUGGUUGCGUCAGGCACCCAGGAUCAUUGCGUUUGCGGAAAAGGAGUAUCAUGUUCCCAGGACCAAGGUCCCUUUAGAUAAUUACCUACGUGGCUGUCAGUGGUCUCCGGAUGGUUCAUGUAUCCUCACAAACAGUCGGGACAACAUCCUAAGAAUCUUUAACCUUCCAAACGUCCUACUUGCUCAGGAGACUCCUUCUGUUGACGCCGAAUUGGAAGAAAUGAGUGCAGUUUUAACAAUGCGCGAAAGCGAUUUGGUUUACGAUUAUACUUGGUAUCCAGGCAUGAGUUCAGCGGAUCCGUCAACCUGUUGUCUUGCCAGCACGGCACGCCGAAAUCCCAUUCGAUUAUGGGAUGCCUUCACUGGGACCGUUCGUGCCAUGUACAGACCCAUCAAUCAUAUGGGUGAUGCGAUUUCGGCAUACUCUGUUGCAUUCUCAGCGGACGGUCAACGGUUGUAUGCCGGAUUCAAUCGUUUCAUGCACGUUUUCGAUGUGUCUCGGCCAGGUCGUGACUCCGUAAGGCGGCCAAAACUUGGUCAAAAGUCGCUUCAAGGUGGCAUCAUCUCAUGCAUCGCUGUGCCGCGCACUCCAGAACGCCAGCUCUACGCCACGGGUUCUUACAAUGGUACUGUGACGAUGUUCGCAGAACCAGGCCAUUUGAUUGGUCGCGUGUCAGGCAGCCGAACUGGUGUGACACAAGUGUUACUGGGUAACCGAUUUGCUAAGGAAUCAGGAGCUCCCUGGUAUUUGGCUGCCGGAUGUCGAAUGGACUCUCGGAUAUUCCUCUGGGAUGCUAGACGACUGUCUAAUCCGCUACUUGUUCUACACAGGCGCGUCGAAAAUCACCAGCGGUUUCAGUUCGAUCUAGACCCCACUGGCCAGUACCUUUUCACUGGUUCGCAAACGGGAGUGGUGUGUGUCUAUGAUUUGGUCGAGUGUCUGAAGCAUUCAGAAACAGAUGAAUUUCAUAAGCCUUCCUUGGUCUGGCGAGCCCAUUCCGAUUGCGCCCAUGGUCUUAGUAUUCACCCCUUUCUUCCCGUGGUGGCUACGACUGCUGGACAACGUCGCAUUCGACCUCCUUGGUAUACGGCUAGUACAAAUAAGAAUCAGAGAGCAGCCGGAACUUCUUCUGGGUCUGAUAGCUCAUCGGACACCGACGUUGAAGAGGCUAAUCUUACCGAUGAUGAAGCUUCGUUAUUAGGCAACGAAACCGGUUCAACCACUCCUUCCGAAUCCCUACCGCUUUAUGGACGUUUGACAAGACUCCCUUCUGAAAACCGUCUUUCUCUGUGGUCCUUCCCUCUGAGGGAAAUGCUACUCGAGACAGGGGUCAUGUCACAACUACCUACGGGGAAGAUGCAUACGCAGUCAUUCGGCAAGUCACAUUUAGAACGUAACCAUCGCCCUCCUGGAUCUCCCCUCGGUCAUAGUGGUAUGGUGUACACAUGUCGUAUUCUUGCACGUGAAGCGCAGGGCGUCAGGACACUUCUGUAUGACAUGCUCGAGACCGCCUUAUUGGUGCACAGCUUUUUCGAGCGACUUCAGAUGACUGUCGACCACAUGGCACAAGUGGUCCAUCACGGAUUGUGGGUGCACAGUUCACCCGCUGGUGACCAUGGGGUAAAAGACGAACUUGGGUCAUUGUGA